UUAAUGAAUGAUAAAAUGUCUUUUUUUUUUCCCCUUUCCUGUAUCUUUGUGUGCUUAUGACUUUGCCUCUCGGGCUUUUCAGCAACUAGGUCAAACAUAGCCUUGGCCCCUGGUGUAAACAAGAUGUGACACAGCAACAGCUGGGGCCCAGGAUGCAGCAGCGACUGCUGAUGCCAAGAGAGCCAAUAGAAGCAGAUUGAAAAACCUUUGUGCUCCUGAGUACAGCGCAGUCAGUGAAUAUAACUGAGGUGACAUCUGUAUCUACGACUCAGCCCGGCGUCUUUAAAGACAGCCCACCGCUGGUUCCAACAGCUGCAACCCUGUAAUUGGCCGAGUCCCCUCAUAACCUGAUGUUAGCUAACAGCACAUGUUGAAUGUAGACGAACAUGUCUGUAAAAACAGCCGUGCGCCAGUUUCCUGGGGAGCAUAGUUAGAUAGUUGUGUCUUCAGAGGGUCACUGCAACCACAUGAAGUCACAAUGACUGCAGAGACGGAAAAAACAGCAGGCAGAAGCAAUCCGCUGGCACAUUCCAGCUGUUUAUCAAGGCUUUUCUUGUGCUGGUUAACUCCUUUGCUACGCUUGGGCCACAAGCAGACACUUGAGGAAAAUGACAUGUACUGUGUUCUUCCUGAGGAUCGCUCUGAAAGACUAGGAGAGGAGCUGCAGAGUUUCUGGGACCACGAGGUUAAGAGGGCUAAAAGGGACCUUCAGAAACCCAGACUCACCAGAGUUCUCAUAAAGUCUUACGGACAGACAUAUGCAGUGGUUGGACUUUUAGCGUUAUCAUUGGAAGCCAUUAAAGUUAUCCAGCCACUUCUUAUGGGGAAGAUCAUCUUUUUCUUUGAGAACUAUGACCCACAAGACAAGCAGAGUCUUUGGCUGGCGUAUGGUUAUGCUGCUGUGAUGUCCCUGUCCACGUUUGGUCUGACCCUCCUUCAACAUGUCUACUACUACCACAUCCAAAGAACUGGCAUGAAGAUUAGAGUUGCUGUGUGUCACAUGAUAUACAAGAAGGCUGUCAGUCUUAGCAGUGAGGCUAUGGCGCAAACAACCACCGGACAGAUUGUAAAUCUCCUGUCAAAUGAUGCCAACCGCUUUGAUGAGAUUCUGCUCAAUCUGCAUUACCUGUGGCUGGGACCUCUGCAGGCCGCGGUCAUCAUCUUCUUCCUUUGGUAUGAGAUUGGGCCCUCGUGUAUGGCCGGUGUCGCAGUCGUUACCCUUAUGUUGCCUGUACAGACCUGGUUUGGAAAACUCUUUGGAGUCUUUAGGAGUAAAACAGCAGUCCUGACAGAUAACAGAAUCCGCAUCAUGAAUGAGGUGGUGUCUGGCAUCAGGAUUAUCAAGAUGUAUGCGUGGGAAAAACCAUUCUCAGCUCUCCUAACUGAAGUGAGGAGGAAAGAAAUCAGUCAGAUCAUGAAGAGCUCUUACCUACGAGGCCUCAACAUGGCCACAUUUUUUGCCAGCAGCAAAAUUAUCGUCUUUGUUACCUUCACCGUUUACGCUCUCCUGGGAAACACCAUCAACGCCAGCAGUGUGUUCGUCACUGUGUCCCUCUACGGUACAAUCAAGCUGACUGUCACGCUUUUCUUCCCCCUCGCUGUCGAGAAGCUGUCAGAGACUAUAGUCAGCGUUCGUAGGAUUGAGACAUUCCUCCUGCUGGAUGAGGUCGGCAGUAGGCAUUCAGUGCUACCUCUGGAGGAGAUAAAACACCCUGUUGAGUUCCAUAAAUUGACCUGCUACUGGGAUAAGAGUAUGGAUGCUCCGUCUCUGCAGAAUGUCUCCUUCACUGUGAAGUCACGUCAACUCUUGGCUGUAAUUGGACCAGUGGGCGCAGGAAAGUCAUCUCUUCUGAGUGCCAUUCUGGGGGAGCUACCUCACGACUCGGGGGAGGUGAAAGUCAAAGGUCAGCUCACUUAUGCCUCCCAGCAGCCCUGGGUGUUUCCUGGAACCAUCCGCAGUAACAUCCUGUUUGGGAAAGAGCUGAACCCCCAGAAGUAUGAGCAAGUCCUCAGAGCCUGUGCCUUAAAGAAGGACCUGGAGCUGCUCCCAGAUGGAGACCUGACGCUCAUUGGAGACAGAGGAGCAACCCUUAGCGGAGGCCAGAAGGCUCGUGUUAACCUGGCUAGAGCUGUGUAUCAGGAUGCUGAUAUCUACCUCCUGGAUGACCCUUUAAGUGCAGUGGAUGCUGAAGUUGGGAGACAUCUUUUUGAACAGUGCAUCUGUGGACUUUUGAAGAACAAGUGUCGUAUCCUGGUCACUCAUCAGCUGCAGUAUCUGAAAGCUGCAGACCACAUUCUGGUCCUUAAGGAGGGUCAUAUUAUGGCAGAGGGGACCUACAGCAAGCUGGAAGGCUCUGGCUUUGAUAUUGUGUCUCUUGUGAGAAGUGAUGAGGAGCAGGAUCGAUGGUCUCGAAACGCUGACCUAGAGCAGCUUUCGUUACGGAGCACGAAAACAAACCGCUCUCGCAACUCUCGCAACUCUCACUGCUCUGUCAGCAGCCUCCUACCACCAGAGGGCGCUGGCACUGACCACCUACCAGCUGAAGCUGUGCGUACGAUGGCAGAGGAGGCUCGGGUUGAAGGAAACGUCGGUAGCCACGUUUAUGUAAAAUACUUCACUACAGGAUGCAGCUACAUGGUUUUACUCAUCAUAGUGCUACUCAGUAUCAUAGCUGAGGUUGCGUACAUCUUGCAGGACUGGUGGUUAGUGUACUGGGCAAAACAGCAAGUUUUUAACAGCACAACCAGUGUUGUUGACAGCAGAAAUGGCAUUAAUGUUACUCCCUCUGACGAAGACUUGGGUCUCAAUUUUUACCUUGGCAUAUAUACUGGUUUAACAGUAGCUGCUGUAGUAUUUGGUUAUGCCAGGAGUUUAGUGAUCUUUCAUGGGUUGGUGAGAUCAGCUCAGACUCUUCAUAACAACAUGUUCAGUGCUGUCCUCCGCACACCGGUGCGCUUCUUCGACGUCAACCCCAUCGGAAGAAUUCUGAACAGGUUUUCUAAAGACAUUGGUCAGGUGGACUCUCUGCUACCUAUAACCUUUGUGGACUUCUAUCAACUAUUUUUGCAGAAUGUCGGUGUUGUAGCUGUGGCGGCCUCCGUCAUACCUCUCAUCCUCAUCCCGGUCAUCCCUCUGCUGUUCAUCUUCAUGUAUUUGAGGCGUUUCUACCUCCACACAUCACGUGACAUCAAACGUCUUGAGUCUAUAACUCGGAGUCCUGUCUUCUCCCAUCUGUCCUCAUCUCUUCAGGGAUUAUAUACGAUCCGAGCCUUUAAAGCUGGACCAAGGUUACAGAAAGCUUUUGAUGCUCAUCAAGACCUUCACUCAGAGGCCUGGUUUUUGUUCCUGAUGACCUCCCGCUGGUUUGCACUCCGUCUCGACAGCAUCUGCUCUGUAUUUAUCACCUUGACGACGUUUGGCAGCCUCCUGCUCAGAGAUGGGCUGCAGGCUGGAGAGGUGGGGCUGGUGCUGACGUAUGCCGUGACACUUGUAGGAAACUUCCAGUGGACUGUCAGGCAGAGCGCAGAGGUGGAAAACAUGAUGACAUCAGUGGAGAGAGUGGUGGAGUACACUGAACUAGAGAGUGAACCACCAUGGGAAACAGAGAAGAAACCUCCCCCUGAUUGGCCAAGUCGAGGCGUGGUGAGCUUUAACCGAGUCAACUUCUCCUACAGCGUGGACGGACCGCCAGUUCUCAAAGAUCUCAGCUUUACCCUCCAGUCUGGUGAGAAGGUCGGUAUUGUGGGGAGGACGGGUGCUGGAAAGAGCUCCAUGGUGUCAGCUCUCUUCCGCCUGUCAGAGCCUAAAGGAAAAAUCUGCAUCGAUGGUAUUUGUAUCUCUGACAUUGGCCUCCAUGACCUGCGGCAGAAGAUGUCCAUCAUUCCUCAGGAUCCUGUGCUUUUUACUGACACUGUGAGGAAAAACCUGGACCCUUUCCACCAACACACUGAUGAAGACCUGUGGAACGCCCUGCAAGAGGUCCAGCUGAAGUCUGUGGUGGAGGAGCUGCCAGGGAAACUGGAGACAGUUCUGGCGGAGUCGGGCUCCAACUUCAGCGUGGGUCAGAGGCAACUGGUGUGUCUGGCCAGAGCCAUUCUGAGGAAGAACCGCAUCCUUGUCAUCGAUGAGGCCACAGCCAACGUAGACCCAAGGACAGAUGAGUUAAUCCAGAAGACUAUACGAGAAAAAUUUAAAGAAUGUACUGUUCUCACAAUCGCCCAUCGUCUCAACACCAUCAUCGACAGUAACCGUAUACUGGUGCUGGACAAUGGUACCAUCCAAGAAUUGGAUCAUCCCUUCAUGCUGCUCCAAAAUAAAGAAGGUUUUUUCUACCACAUGGUUCAACAGACAGGUCCAGCUGAGGCUGCAGUGCUGAUGGAGGCAGCCAGGCAGGCGACACAACACUGUGGACACCCUGAGGCAGUUAAAGGAUGAUGGAUCCAGAUGUUGUGACUGACCAGCUAAACUCUCCAAAGAUAUCGGUGUUACAGUUUUAUCAAAACCAGACUCAGACGACAUCAGAAAAUCCUUUGUCUACAGGUGAACUGACUCUGUGCCACAGGAUUAUUUCAUCAUAUUCCGCCAAAGGGUCCAUUGGUUGAAUUGAUUCUUCCAACAUGUCAAUAUACUGGAGGUCUGCAUUUGUAGUUUAGGUGUUUGAUAAAUACAUGAUAAGUCUAGUUGCAUGUCAGGUAAAAUCAGAGCGGGCUUUCAGAGCUGCAGGGGAUACAACUGUCUGCUUGAACAGAGGGAGUUAUGUCAGAAAUGGAACCACACCAGUCAAGGUGGUAAAGCGAUGUCAGUUUGGCUCACACAGAAAAUGUUUUGAAUUCCUUUAGUGUGUGAUUUACCUGUGGUUGAAACCAGAGCAAGAAUAUGAUCUAGUUUGUCUCGAAUGCAUCAAUUGUGCUGCCUGUUUCUGCUUGGUAUAAUUUGUUGCUGCGAUCCCAAGGAAGUUCAGUCUAACCUUCAGAGUUGAUCUUAGUAUCAUAUCAUUUGUUUAUUUGUAUCUGAUAAGAAUGUUUGUAAGCAUGGUUCAUUGUUGCUUGGCUGUUUUUGGAUGUGUUUGGUCUUCACUGCCUCAACACGCUGUUGUGAGUCGAAUAGUUCAAUGUGUUACUAUAGAGUAUCUGUGACAUGGGCGACCAAUAAGCACACUCAUACAAAUGUUAUAAUGCUGUGUUCCAAGGAUGAUAGGUUUGUUUUUUCAGAGUUAUAAUAAUGGAUUCGAUUUCUAUAGCACUUUUACAUUAUUGAUCCAGUGUUACACCAGUGUGAGUGAAGUGUCUUGCCAAGGAUACAACAGCACAAAACUCGGACAGAGCUGGAUUCGAACCGCCAACCCUUCAGGUAUUGGACGACCAGCCCAACCUCCUUAGCCAUGGCCACCCCAAAAUGCUGUUUCUCAUACAUUAGUCGGUUUUCUUCCUGAGAUGCAGGAUACAAACAGGAUUUAUACUAAAACAAAAGGACUUUAUUUUAUCUAAGGGCACAUAAACACUAUUUUCAGACAGAUUUAAAUGAACAGGCCUGUUUACAGCAUUGUGACAAUAUGUUUUCCUGCAAAUCCAUGAAGGUUUAAAGAGGGUUCAUCUCAUAAAGUAAUCACCCCAUCCUUUACCUUGUCGCAAAUAUUAGAAGCAACAAGUUUGAAGGAAAAAAAUAAAUACAUAAAAGGCUCACAAAACAAAAUACAGUGCUGCAGGAGAAGUAGAUAAUGUUCCACCACUAUCAGCAGUGUUAGUAUUGUAGGAUUUGGUUCAGUUUAUUUUAGCAUAAGGGUCAGUCCAUCUCAGUUCACCCAAUGAGUUAAAUCCCACCUCCUCCAAUUUUGAUUAAAUUGGGUGUAUGGGUACUUGGAAAACAUCAGUUUGAGACACUGUGUAAGGAACAUUCUAUCACCAAACUCCUCUGAGACCUCCUCCACCAAAUCAGUGUGAACAUUGAUUAGAAUCUGGGCUUGUUUAGACCUUAAUUCUACAGUCACACAAACUCUUCUGAGAACUCCUCUACUAAAUCAAUAAUCAAUAAUUAUUAGAAACUGAACUGCGGUGUAAAUAUUGAUUAGAAUCUGGGCUUGUUAAGACCUGUCAAAAAUGCAAAGUGAUACCACAGCUGGACACAGCACAUGUACGCUCUGUAUGCACGUCUUCUGCACUCUUAAUACACAGAAUUUACUAGGAGUCUUGAGGCAGGCAUAUAUUCUAUCUUAAUUUUUGUAUAAAAAAGAAAACCCCUCCAUUUUUUAUAUGUUGUAGUUAACACAUAAGGCUGCAUUUUUCUUAAUGGUGGCAAACAAGUCGGGCGUGUCCCACAGUGUCAGUUUCUUUUUUUAUAACUUUAUAUUUAUAAUUUGAUUUCUGUACAAAACAAACAUAAGGGACAUUUGGGAUACACUGACUAUAAUAAACCUUUGUGACGAACAACUGCUUUUAGUAAUGUGACGAUGAAAUGAAAAUUAUCCAUUUCUUCCAUUUAUCAUGACACUGUUCUUCUCGAGUCCUCAAUCUAUGGGUCAGAAUCUCCAUCUCAAAUAUUCCAUUAACAAUUUGUAUCUAGUCGUUAGCUGUAGGUGGUUCUAAUCUGCACCAUUUUUUGGUGAUAGCCUUUUUACAGGCUGCUAAUUGUAUUUUAAACAAAUAUCAUCAUUUUUUCUAACAUUAUUACCAAUAAUGCAUCCAAAAUAC
Molecule: messenger RNA, 6687 nt
Organism: Sphaeramia orbicularis (orbiculate cardinalfish)
Lineage: Eukaryota; Metazoa; Chordata; Actinopteri; Kurtiformes; Apogonidae
Product: multidrug resistance-associated protein 4-like
Exons: 33
Coding region: 479-4435 (1318 amino acids)
Biological process (GO): transmembrane transport
Cellular component (GO): plasma membrane
Molecular function (GO): ATP binding; ABC-type transporter activity; ATP hydrolysis activity
Source: RefSeq, a predicted model, not a curated record